Zygotorulaspora mrakii is the source of this 693-nucleotide messenger RNA. RefSeq lists its product as uncharacterized. The coding region runs from base 1 to 693 and encodes 230 amino acids. Gene Ontology annotation, cellular component: endomembrane system; membrane. The record is from RefSeq and is a predicted model, not a curated record. The transcript has a single exon. Lineage: Eukaryota; Fungi; Ascomycota; Saccharomycetes; Saccharomycetales; Saccharomycetaceae.
AUGGUUGGUGCUACGUGGCAGUCGUUACUGUGUAACGUCGUUUCGGUGGUGACUUCAAGUUGGGGCCUUUUCAAGUGCACCAAGGUGGUUCUGCCGCCCAGUCUUAGUCAGGCCGGUCACAAGCAGUUUUUGACCAACAUAGCGGUAGCGUUCACCAUUGUUAAUAAUGUGGCCAACAUUGCAAACCACCUUGUCCAAAGGCUAGCUAAAGAUGCGCAGCUGAAAAGAAGAUGGUAUAACAUCAGUCGUCACGUGACCCUGCCAAUAGCGAUGGUUCUUGAAUCUAUCGUAGCAACCGUCUACUGGCCAUUGAGAUUGUUUGCACUGCAAUUCAUCAUGCAGGAUGUUGCCAAGGGCAGAGCACCAAUUCCUUACAAAGUUGACAUCGCAAUUCAUCUUCUGCCGCUGGUCUUUCAACUGUACGAUCACUAUUUGUCUGGCUACGGCUCGAGAUUCAAACUUUCGUAUAAACAUUCGUGGCUUAUCAUUACGAGUUUUGGGCUCUUUUACAAUAGAUAUCUUCAUUUUUUGAUCGUCCCAAACACCAUCCAAAGCUAUCCGUACCCUUUUUUGAAUGUGGAUGAGCCCCUGAGGUCGGUUAUUUUUGUGGUGGUUACUUCAGCUUCAUGUCUCUUCUACGCGUUGUACCAGAGCUUCACUCCCAAGGCCCAGCCGCUGACCAAGAGAGAGUAG